GGCCCUCGCCUAAAUAAGGCAUUAGCAUGAAAGCACCAUGUUGUCUGUCGUCGGAAGACGUCUGAGCAGUUGUGGAGUCUCUGCUGCUUUGUGCAAAGCGACAGUCGCAAUGGCAGACGCCCUGGCUAAAAUCCCAGAUGUGGAGAUUGAUCCAGAGGGAACUUUUAAGUACAUACUGGUCAGGGUGACAGUGAAAGAUGGUGAUGUUCAUAAAGACAUUGUCCGGGGCACAAAAAGUGCACAGUACCACAAUCAUAUUUUUGAGAAGGUCAAUCCAGCUAUGGAAGCCUUGGGGAUGGAGUGCAAAUGCCUUGGUGGAGGGAAGAUAGAGCACAACAGCCAAGGGAAAAAACUAAGGGUGUUUGGAGAAUCGACUGGCUUUGGUAAAGCAGACCAUUCUGUGUCUGUAGAGAAGUUGAAGAGUGCCUUUGGUGACUAUGAGGUCACCUGCAGUGAUGACACAAAAUAGUGUAGACCUGCAUCUCAUUUCAAAUAUCUGCUGAACUGUAUUCAUUUCAGUAUGAACACCACUAUUUAAUGCUGUCACCCUUCUGUACAACUUGUAUUUAAUUCAAUAAAACCAUUCUGAAUUUCA
Molecule: messenger RNA, 595 nt
Organism: Scomber japonicus (chub mackerel)
Lineage: Eukaryota; Metazoa; Chordata; Actinopteri; Scombriformes; Scombridae
Exons: 3
Coding region: 38-469 (143 amino acids)
Biological process (GO): peptidyl-histidine dephosphorylation
Cellular component (GO): cytosol
Molecular function (GO): protein histidine phosphatase activity
Source: RefSeq, a predicted model, not a curated record